This is a messenger RNA of Mytilus trossulus (common blue mussel), 610 nucleotides long. RefSeq names its product complement C1q-like protein 4. The transcript has 2 exons. The record is from RefSeq and is a predicted model, not a curated record. Gene Ontology annotation, molecular function: protein binding. The coding region runs from base 62 to 610 and encodes 182 amino acids. Lineage: Eukaryota; Metazoa; Mollusca; Bivalvia; Mytilida; Mytilidae.
AGUAAGAUUUAUUAUUGUAAGUCUUAUCUUUAUUUUGACAGUAGUCUAUAUCUAUCAUAAUAUGUCGAAUGAAUUAAUUGUUUUGAUACUAUGCGUCUUUGCGAGCGUUAAAAGCCAACAAAGGCGUCUACUUGUUGAGGAGGAUUUGGCUCUCCAGGUGCAGAAACUUACGGAGAGAUUAAUCAAGUUAGAAGAUUGUGUAAAGCAACGAGGAGUUGCAUUUACUGCUACUUUAGGUGAUCAUCGUACAAAUCUCACACUCCACGAGAUUCUACAUUAUGACCAUGUUAUGACAAACGAAGGCAACAGCUUCAGUGGCGUUACUGGAAUGUUCACUGCACCUUAUGAUGGAGUGUAUGUGUUUGACGUCACUAUUGGAGUUAACGGAAAUGGAGCGACUGAUGUUUCCAUUGUAAAAAAUGGCGUAUAUCUCCAAAGAGUUUACGGACAUGCUACUACGAAUUGGGAAACUGCUACUGCUAGCGUCACGGUUCAUUUAAAUGCUGAGGAUCAUGUUUACGUAAAAAAUUCCAACUACAAUCACGGUUUGAUUGGCCACGACUUGACGACAUUUAGUGGUUUCAUGGUUCAGCCAGACUGUGCUCUAUAA